Molecule: messenger RNA, 2133 nt
Organism: Colletotrichum orchidophilum
Lineage: Eukaryota; Fungi; Ascomycota; Sordariomycetes; Glomerellales; Glomerellaceae
Product: KRI1-like family protein
Exons: 2
Coding region: 1-2133 (710 amino acids)
Biological process (GO): endonucleolytic cleavage in ITS1 to separate SSU-rRNA from 5.8S rRNA and LSU-rRNA from tricistronic rRNA transcript (SSU-rRNA, 5.8S rRNA, LSU-rRNA)
Cellular component (GO): nucleolus; 90S preribosome
Source: RefSeq, a predicted model, not a curated record
AUGGCACCGGAAAAACAGAAGGAGAAGGCGCUCAAGAAGGUCAACCUUUUGGACGACAGCGAUUCGGACAGCGAAGAUGGAGGGGCAGACAUCGCGGCGCCGCAGCUGAAGGUCAACGAGGAGUACGCCAAGCGAUUCGAGCACAACAAGAAGCGCGAGGAGAUGCACAGACUCGAGGAAAAGUUUAAAAAGCCUGGCAAAGGCAGGAAGGACGACAACGACUCUGACGCCGACUCGUCGUCCUCAGACGAGACCGAGGACGAAGACGGCUUCCUUGCAACGGAGGACCUGGACGCCCAGAUCUCUGCCACUCUCAGCGCGAUCAAGAACAAGGACCCCCGCGUCCUCGACAAGAACUUUUCCUUCUUCCAGGACGCCGCCGCCGGCCCCGAGGCUACGCCCUCCAAGGUGAAGAAGGAGAAGCCCAUGUUCCUCAAGGACUACCACCGCGAGAAGAUUUUGGCGGGCGGCGUCGGCGCAUCGGACGACGAGGACGACGACGCGCCCCCUCGACCGCCACAGACGUACAACCAGGAGCAGGACGCGCUCAAGAAGUCCAUCAUCUCCGAGAUCAACAAGGCGGCCGACGGCGGCUCGGACGAGGAGGAGGAGGGCGAGGACUUUGUCAAGCGGAAACCGGGACAAAAGGCGGCGAAGCUUGCGGAAGAGAACGGCCCCGCCGUGGACGGCGUGCAUCCGGCCCGCGCGGCGCAGGUCAAGUCGGCCAAGAAGAGCAGCAGCAAGAAGCAAAUCACCGAGGACGACAUCAAGAACGCCGACAGGGACCCGGAGCUCUUCCUCUCCAACUUUAUGGCGGCGCGCGCGUGGACCGAGGGCGGCGAGCACAACUGGAAGGCCUUUGACUCGGACGACGGCGAAGGCGACGAGGGCGAGCUCUACGACAAGUUUGAGCAGGCUUACAACCUCCGCUUCGAGGACCCCGACAAAUCCAACGCGGCGCUCAAGACGUACUCGCGUGAGAUUGUGAGUGCGCGGUCCGUCCGCAAGGAGGCCGCCAGCACGCGCAGAAAGCAGCGCGACGCCGAGAAGGAGAAGAAGGAGGCCGAGAAGCAGCAGCGCAAAAAGGAAAAGGCGCGGCUGCGCAAGCUCAAGCUCGAGGAGGCCGAGGAGAAGCUCAAGAAGAUUAAGCACGCUGCGGGACUUCGGGGCGAGGAUCUCAAGGACGAGGAGUGGCUGCGCUUCCUCAACGACGCGUGGGAGGACGACCGGUGGGAGAGCGAGAUGAAGCGUCGCUUCGGCGAGGAGUACUACGCCGAGGUCGAAGGCGGUGCCGAAUCGGAUGAUGAGGAAGAGGAGGGCGCGACGGAAGGGAAGAAGAAGAAGAAGAAUAAGCCCAAGAAGCCCACGUGGGACGACGACAUUGACAUCAACGAUAUUAUCCCCGACUUCCAGGACGACACCGAAAACCCUCAAAUCACACUAUCAGACGACGAGGCUGGCGCCGCCGCAGCAGCAGAAGAAGAAGACGACGGCGACUCAGACGAACAAGGCCGCCCCUCCAAAAAGCGCAAGACCACAAAGGACCUGAAGAAGGAACGCAUGGAGUCCAAAAAGGCAGCAAAAGCAGAACGCGCCAAGCUCGAAGCCCUCGUCGACGCCAAAAUGGACCUCGACGUCGACGUCCCCGGCGCCUCCUCCCUCCACAAAUCCGCCACCGAAGCCGCGGCCGCCAACGAGGUCCCCGCCUUCCGCUACCGCGAGACCUCGCCGCAGGCCUUUGGUAUGACGGCCCGCGACAUCCUCCUGGCCCCCUCGGACGCCGCGCUCAACAGCUUCGCGGGGCUCAAGAAGCUCGCGACGUUCCGCGACCAGGACAAGAAGCGCAAGGAUAAGAAGAGGCUCGGCAAGAAGGCGCGGCUCCGGCAGUGGCGCCGGGAGCACUUUGGGGAGGAGUUUGAGCGGACGGGCCCCACGUUUGGCCUGGACGAGGCGGAGGUCAAGGAGAAGAAGAGCCGGAAGAGGGGGAAGCGCGCGGGCACCGAGGCGCGUCGUGAUGGUGCGGCGGAGGAGGAGGAGGACAUUGAGGAUGGCGGCGCCGCGCUUGACGGGUCUGGGAAGAAGCGCAAGAGGUCCAGGGGGAAGAAGAAGGCCGAUGGCGUCGCGGAGGAGUAA